This is a messenger RNA of Sclerotinia trifoliorum, 987 nucleotides long. The record is from the annotation of a GenBank genome assembly. Lineage: Eukaryota; Fungi; Ascomycota; Leotiomycetes; Helotiales; Sclerotiniaceae.
AUGUUAUCAUCUCAAGUAUGGCGUGCUAUUGGAUGGCGAUCAGUAAUAAAUACCGACUAUGAUGGCGCUGUUCUUGUCGGUGGUCUAGAGAAUGAACUUCGACAUUUCGGUGAUCCUGAUGAAGAGUAUGAUUUCUGGGGAGAUUCACCACCAAUUAAACCUUGUCCCGUAAGUAAAUUAUCCAGAAAUUUGUUGAUAGCUCGUUGUUUUGCGCCGUCGCAUGCUAAUCAAAAUCGCAAUAUACAGUAUACCCAUGAAGGCGCAAGAGUUAUUGCAGCAGAGAAGAAAAAGGAAAAGCAACAACAGCUAAAGGCAUCUCGCGCUUCACUCUUAGGGAUCUCGAAAUAUGAGAACGGUAUGAGCGAUGUGAACUGUGACGAGGCUGUCGAUGAAAACAAAGAAGAAUCGGAGGAAGACGGCUGCACAGUCGAGGCAGAUGGGGAUCCGCUUGAGUUUUAUGAUGAUUGGUUCGGAGGAAAUCUGCCAGAAGAAAACACUGGAGUCCAAGUGGAAUUUAAAGGUUGUCCAAUGUGUUGCGGAAUUUCUAAGGAAAAAAUUGCUAACGAUAGUGAAGAGACUCAAAACCGCGCACAAAAUGCCAACGAGAUGGUGAUGGUCCCAAAAAAAGACUCAGACACUCGUAUAUACUUCGAAGAUGACGGGAGCAAUUUUGACCAUGGGGAUAGCUUCAUGUUGAUGUUUAAUGAGGAUUUCGAUACCGGAGGAGAUGUGGAGGAAGCUAAGGACACAAUCUCGCCGAUUGAACCAUCCAAAAGCCCUUGUUCCUGUGCAUCCGACUUUACUUUCGUCGAAAUUGAUACAACAAAUACGAUCAAUGGCUUGAAUGGAGUUGAAAAGCCACCAUGUCCAGCUGGGGCGGUUACUGCAGCUCAGCCGGGGUUUUGGCGAGCAAUGACUGCUUGCAGACCAUUUGAACGAGCUUGGCGUCCGCAUAUUAUAAUACCAGGGAGUUGGCAGUCAGUAUAA